Paramormyrops kingsleyae is the source of this 5641-nucleotide messenger RNA. It is a transcript of the gene nlrc3, whose product is annotated as NLR family, CARD domain containing 3. NCBI's taxonomy places the organism in Eukaryota, Metazoa, Chordata, Actinopteri, Osteoglossiformes, Mormyridae. Gene Ontology annotation, biological process: regulation of apoptotic process. Gene Ontology annotation, molecular function: protein binding. The record is from RefSeq and is a predicted model, not a curated record.
GGUGAUCAUUUCUUCCAAACGUUUAUGCACAUAUACUCAUUCAUAAAUUCUGGGCAAGAUAAGCUUGUGCAAGCACAUGGUAAAAUGCAGAUCAGUUUAAGCUGAAAGCUGUGGACUGUGGCACAGGAAGAGAGAGAGACACCCAAAGCACAGGAAGAGGUGUAGCUUUUUGAAGCAUGAGCGGAGCAGAGCUGUCUUUCAAAAAAGGUUCUUUCCUUUUCUAAGGUUUUGGCUUCGCUGCAGCAGCAGCCUGUGCUUUGUGGGCCACGCUUUCAUACAGUCUGCAUCUAGGCAAAACAUAGACUGCUACUCUUCCUAGUAUCAGAGGGAGACAUUGAAAGAGGUUAGUCUUUAAAAAACAGGGUAUUAAACUGUCUAGAAGGAAAUAAAACAGUCAAACUUUUUAUCUCUGAAUAUCUAACUGGAAACUGCUCCUUGUGUCAUCCAUUGGAUUGGUCAACAUGACUCUGUUGUUCAUCUGGGGAUUACUUCCAGGGGAAGCCAGGAGACAGGGGCUCAGACUGGCCGCCUGCUGCAGUAUGUAGAGCACUGCAGGAGAGGAAGACGCACACUGCAUCAUACCGAGACCACAUCCAGGCCAGCUAGACGGCGAAUAUCUGCACUGACUGACAUGUGCCAAAGGACUGCCUGGGAGAGUCUGAGACAGCCUGUGAUGGCGGAAGACGUUCUGAAAGAUUUUGUUCUAGACGGCAAGAAGAGGAUACCAUGGGAGGAGGACUGUUACAUAGACCUGCAGUCUGAGAGCUGCUCUCCGCGCACUAAGAUGAAAAUGGAGGAGCUCUGGAUACACAAGCAUCGGAAGCAGCUGCUGCAUUCAGUCUCCGGUCCAUUGCUGGACAGCUUUGUGGGGCACAUGCACAAAGUGGCCUUGCUGACUCAGGGCGAGGCCUCGCAGCUUCAGUCUGGGGGGCAGCUGCAGGAGAAGCUGUGCGCUGUCAUCAACAUCUUGGCCAGUAAGGGUCCCCAGGGCUCAGACAUGCUGCAGGAGUUCAUCGAAAACACGGAUACCCAGCUCUAUGGACUAAUUACACUGCAAGAACCAAUAAUGCAGAAGCAUGGAGAAGCUUUGCAGAGCUGCUGCAGUGGCUGGAGUACAGGUCUGCUGUCAGGGAGCUGGGCCGCCGACAGGUUCUCCAACUUGCUGCUGGUUGAGGGACUGACAGAUCUACAGCAGAAGGAGCAUGACGUCCUGCAGACUGAGGCCACCAAAGGCAGCUGGAGGCACAAUGCCAGGCAGUUGUCACUGGACAAGCUGCUGAACCCCCUCACACGGGUCAGCAUGCCCCCCCGCAUCUUGCUCACGGUCGGAGUGGCUGGUAUUGGAAAGACCACCUUGGUACGGCAGUUUCUCCAACUGUGGAACUCUGGAAAGAUCUACCAAGAUGUGAGUUUUGUCUUUCUCUUCAGCUUCUGGGAGCUGAACACAUAUGAGAAACUGUCAGCUGAACGCCUGGUUAGGCUGUUCUACCCCCAUGUGACAGAUAUGAGUUACGUCUUCAACGACACGACUAGGGUCUUGAUAAUCUUCGACGGACUGGAUGAGUUCAAGUGUUCGCUGGAUUUCUCUGAUGCACUGUCGUGCAUGGACCCCAAAAAAGACGUCCCGGUUGAUAAUCUGAUAACUAACAUAAUUCGCGGGAACAUUUUCCCUGAAGCUUCUAUCUGGUUGACAUCCAGGCCGAAUGUUGCAGCUCAGAUACCUGGAGGACUUGUGGACAGAAUGACUGAGAUACCAGGGCUCAAACAUGAAGACAUACAAAAAUUUCUUUUUCACAUGUUCCAGGACAGAAGUCUAGCUGACCAGAUAUGGUGCCACAUCAAAGCAUACAAGAUCUUUCUUGUCAUGUGCUAUGUUCCUUGUGUAUGUUGGAUUGUUGGUUCCACUCUUGGUUUCCUCAUAAAAGGCGAGAUGCAGGACUGCCUGCCUAGAACGUGGACUGAGCUGUACUCUUACUUUCUUAAGAUGAUUGUGGAGGGAGAAUCAAAGGACAGAGAGCCUCUGAAAAUAGAACAGAGCUACGGAAGCAGUCGGCGGCUAAUCGGGAGUCUGGGGAAGCUGGCGUUCUAUGGGCUAAUCAAGCGCAAGUACACUUUCUACGAACAAGACAUGAAGGCUUACGGCAUCGACCUGCCCUCCCUUCAGAGCCACCCCUGCAGCCGCCUCCUGAUCAAAGAGGAGUCAGUUACUUGCACGGCCUACAACUUCACACAUCUGACCGUGCAGGAGUUUCUGUCAGCUACCUUCUACUACACAGCCUCCAAGCGAGCCAUUUUUGACCUCUUCACAGAGAGCGGCAUGUCCUGGCCUAAGAUUGGCUUCAAUAAUCACUUCAAAAGUGCCCUACAGCGCUCACAGCAGUCAGAGUGCGGGCAGUUGGAUAUGUUUGUGCGCUUCCUGUCAGGCAUGCUGUCGCCACUGGUAGCUAAGCCUCUGUCUGGGCUGCAACUUCUGGCCAAAGAGGAAAACAGCGCGUACCGAGCCCCAGCCAUAACGUUUCUACAGAGCCUGCUUAGCUGCGGCAGCACGGUGUCUCUCUGGGCCGUCAACGUGGUGCACUGCCUGCAGGAGCUUCAGCACACAGAGCUAACGCGCAACGUGGAGGAGGGUCUCCGCACGGGCAGCCUGGCAGGGAAGCUGUCGGCCAGCACCUGCUCCAUCCUCGCCUACCUUCUGCAGAUGUCCGAGGAGUGCGCCGAAGAAACCAACCUUUCCGGCUGCCUUAGCUACUCUGUUGUUAAGAGUCUGUUGCCACAGCUGCUGUUCUGCAGCAAUCUCAGACUUGAAAACAACCAUUUUAAAGAUGAUGUCAUGGAGUUACUGGGCAGCUUGCUAAGUGCGAAGGACUGUCACCUGCAGAGAAUCAGCCUAGCAGAGAAUGCUGUGAGUAACAAGGGCACCAAGGCCAUUAGCAGAUCCCUGCUGGUGAACAGGAGCCUGACAUCUCUCGAUCUUCGCAGCAACAACAUCGGCCCCAAAGGAGCAAAGUCUCUUGCAGAAGCCCUCAAGAACAACCAGGUCCUGGUCUCAAUCAGCCUACAGAACAACGUCAUUGAGGAUGAGGGGACCAAAGCCUUGGCGGAGGUGCUGUUAUGCAACCGCAAGCUUACUACACUUCACUUGCAGAAGAACUCCAUCGGUUCCGAAGGAGCCAGGAGUCUUGCGGGGGCUCUGCAGAAAAACCAGGUUCUAAGGGAAUUAAGCCUCUCCAGCAACCAGCUUGGCGACAAGGGAUCUGAAGCGCUAGCCCAGGCCCUCAUGGUGAACCACAGCCUGAUCACCUUACACCUGCAGAGUAACUCCAUCAGCAACAAGGGCGUGACAGCCCUCACCAAAGCUCUGAAGAUCAACAGGGGACUCGCCGAUUUAAAUCUUCGUGAGAACUCCAUCGGGGUGGAGGGAGCCAAAGAGAUCGCUAAGGCACUACAGACAAACGGCACACUCAAGAAUCUAGAUCUGACAGCAAACUUGUUACACGAUGAGGGAGCGAAGGCGAUUGCAAAGGCUGUGCAAUUCAACUGUGCCCUUACCUCACUUCACCUUCAGUGGAACUUCAUCAGGUCUACAGCUGCACAAGCCCUGGCUGCGGCGCUGACGACCAACACGGCCCUGCAGCUCCUGGACCUUCAGGAGAAUGCCAUCGGUGACGAGGGGAUGAUCGCGCUUGCGGAAGCCCUACAGGCAAACACAGCUCUCGGGACACUGUUUCUCCAGGGUGUGUCAGUAGGCAGAAGAGGAGCCGUUGCCUUGGCAGAAGCCCUUUGUUCCAACAGAUCUCUGCAUACCUUGGAUCUGCGUGGAAACUCGAUAGGGAUGGAAGGGGCUAAAGCUUUGGCAAACGCAUUGAAGGCAAACAGCAGUCUGAGGGUCCUGAAUUUGCAGGAAAAUGCACUGGGAAUGGAUGGAGCCAUUUUCAUCGCCACAGCCCUAAACAGAAGCCAUCAGCUCACCUACAUCAACCUCCAAGGGAACCGCAUUGGAGAUUCAGGGGCUAAGGUCAUAUCGGACACCAUCAAAACCAGAUCCCCAGAGUGUGUGGUGAAGAUCUGAACGGUUCUACAAAUCAGCAGGAGCGAUACGGCAGAUCACGCUGCUCUAGGCAGUCCGGUUAGGGCUGACUGCGCAGUUAGAGGGGCUCAGACACUCGGGCAACAAGCCCAGGGUGAAGAGAAGUGGCUUUAUGGCCUUUACAGAAGAGCUAAAAAAAAAAAACAGAUUGAAGAAUCUGUCUCGGGGAGACUGGGGGACUUUCAUGGCGUCUCUCAUUCUGCUACACUGUUGAUGGACACAGUAAUGUUAAGCUCCAUUCUGGCUCCAAGUGCAGUAUUUCAAAUGAUAUCUGUAAAUAGUGAAUACGUAAUUAUUAUAAUGUAGUUACAAAUCUGAGAUAUAUUAGGUUAAACGCCAAUUAACAUUAUGUUGGUCAUUAAAGAGAUCAGCCAAUCCGCACUAUGAAAUGGGAGUCUGCAAUGCAAUAUGAGACCAUUAACUGGGAUCUACAGAGGCCAACCUGACCACGUACAUAACCUUAACAAUUGUGGGUGAACUAAAUCAACAGCCCUGUGAUCCAGACUCAAGAAAUACUGUGCAUCCUGGUGAACCUCACAAAUCUGGCAUGUAUGGCAGGCUGCCUUCCGGAAAUUGCUUCUACACAAGAUCAAUGCACAAAGACGUGUAAAUAGGGGUAACGAGCACAAAACCCCUGAGCAGGAGGAUGUCAAAUGUCUUCUUUGGCCUCCUACGACAGAGCUAGACAUCUCUGAACUUUUAUUGGAUGUUCUAGAGUGCAAAGUAGACUUCUACCUUCUUCAUGACUAAGAAUUGGAGGCUCCUCUUCUUGAAUAAUGAUCCAAUAUCCCACAUACGCAGCUCAAAACAGGAUUUGAGGCAUCACUGUACCUCUUCUAAAGGCAAAGGCUGGACCUAGUCCUUGAUGUUCAUAUAUUUUUAGUUUUUUUUUAAUGUUAUUUUGUCCACCAUCUGUAAAUUUUCAACAAGGCUGUUCAUGUGGCAUUAUUGUGCAAAGAUCCAAGCCUUAUUUAUAGCAUGUUCAUGUAGAAUCAUUGCUCAGGAUAACCUUCGGUUCCAGGUGUCACCGACUCAUAAUAUAAUCAUAAGAUCUUGAAGACAUUAGCUUGGGAACAGAAAAUAACAUCUCAGUUGUACCACUGGUAUAUAAUGCCGAUGUCACUGACUGGGUGAACAGAGUAAGUGGCUCUCACAUGCUGUACAGUGUAGGCAUCAUAUUUGAUGAAGAUAUUUCUUUCAUGGUUGAAAAUGUUUACACUUAAAAUACAAUUCAUGAAACAUUCACUUUUCCUUUCGAUGAAAAAGUGAGUAGACAGAAGUUGAUUAUGUGUAUGAAGAUGAAAAAUGAACUACGAUAAUGAAAUGCUAAGCAUAGAUCUUCAUACAUUUUUGGUUGCCGAGGUAUUGAAUGUUUGCAUCAUUCUCAAGGCCAUUUCAUUUCACUGGAAAAUGCAAACAAUUCACAGAUGACUAUUUAAACAUAAUUACAGCAUUGUUUUGGGAAUAACAUAUGUACAUUUAUAUUGUAAAAAAAUAUUUUAUUACCCAAGUUUUUAAAUGUUUUUUGCACAUUUUACUAAUAAAUUAUAUUUU